Molecule: messenger RNA, 282 nt
Organism: Sodiomyces alkalinus F11
Lineage: Eukaryota; Fungi; Ascomycota; Sordariomycetes; Glomerellales; Plectosphaerellaceae
Exons: 2
Coding region: 1-282 (93 amino acids)
Biological process (GO): G protein-coupled receptor signaling pathway
Cellular component (GO): heterotrimeric G-protein complex
Molecular function (GO): G-protein beta-subunit binding
Source: RefSeq, a predicted model, not a curated record
AUGCCUCAAUACACAUCCCGAGAUGUUGGCGAUCCGUCGCAGAUCAAGAAGAACAAGCAAUCGAUGGCCGAUUUGAAGCUGCGGCGGCUGACCGAACUCAACAACCGGUUGCGCGAGGACCUCGAGAGAGAACGCAUUCCAGUGAGCACUGCUUCAAGGAGCAUCAUUUCCUACUGCAACAGCACCCGGGACUACAUGGUGCCUUCGGUCUGGGGAACCGUACCACGCGGCGAGGAUCCUUACGCGCCACAGCAGACCGGCGGAUGCUGCGUGCUGAUGUAG